Microplitis mediator is the source of this 996-nucleotide messenger RNA. RefSeq lists its product as uncharacterized. The transcript has 4 exons. Bases 93 to 842 code for a protein of 249 amino acids. The record is from RefSeq and is a predicted model, not a curated record. Lineage: Eukaryota; Metazoa; Arthropoda; Insecta; Hymenoptera; Braconidae.
CAAAAAAUGUGACGUUUUGGUAAAGAAAUAAAUUUUUUUUUUUUGUUGUAGGAAAUGGAUAAAUAAAAUUAUUUGUGUAAAAAUUACUGAAGAUGUCGGACGAACAGAAAUUAUUUUUGAUUGAAUUUUUGGUUGACAAAGUAAACGUGCCGUCAGUACGGGCGAUGCAAGACGAAUUUAUGCCGGCUAAAACCUGCGUAUCUUUUAAAAUCUUAAGUCUUCCCGCGAUAAAUAUUUAUCAAGAUGAUCCCGUAAGUGAGUUUGCUCGCACUGAUAAUCAGCAAAUAUUUCGCAAAGGAAAGUCAUGUUUGUUCGCGCUACCAAAUCUCGUACUAGAAAAGCCGCUUCAUUCAUUUCCAGUGACAAUGUCAGUCUACAAAAAACUUCCGGCAGGUGUACUACCAGAUGUGAUGCACAUUGGCGCUCAUCAGCUAGAAAUUAAAGAUCUUAUGAACUCAUUGUUAAGAGAACAUGUUUUCCAAGGCCCCAAUGUUUCCAAAAAACUCAAAAAUACCUUCACAAUUGAAACAGCGACAGGACAAUUAGUAGGGAAUGUAACAGUAUUUAUACGCGCUUCAUGUUUUGGAAAAAAAAUAAUAACUCAAUUUGAAAUUCCCUUUAACAAGAAGCCGUAUUUAUUCAAAAGUCUGGAUGACAGCAGUGUCUUUGAGUGCCAGAGAAUACCAUCAAGUGCAUUAACUCCAACGCGAUUUCCUGGUGAUAAGUCUGCGAGAAAAGACAAUGGAAGAAAUAAUUAUUAUUCCCAAGUAUCAAAACCUCUUGGUCUGUUCGAAUCAUCAUACAAGCCGACGUUAAUGUUCAAUAAAACGUCAGCUAACUAACGUGGGUGUUGAGGUCAAAGUAAUUAAGCCGGAUUUAUGUUGAGUCAUUGGGUUAUAUCAGGACAGAAGGGAGCAAUAAUGAUAGAGAGCAAAAUAGGGGUUGUAGACCGCCGAUAUUGUCGCGCUUGCGCAAAUUGAAUUGUCUAGUCUGGAG